GGCAUUUUCUGGUGCCGCCAUCCUUGUGUGAGUAUGUGCGUUUGAAAGAUACAUUAUUCCCCGAUUUUCCCUCCAAAUUUCAAGACAUUUGGAACAGUGGAAUUGGAAUUAUUGCGUUUUAAGCGACAGUACCUUGUGUAAGUUGGUCGACGAAAAAUCAUGGAGCAAAAAGCGGGUAUUAAGUUUUGUUUUAAACUCGGUAAAACUUUCACCGAGACUCAUAAAUUGAUGAAACAAGUUUAUGGUGAUGAUUGUCUAUCCCGUACCUCAACUUACGAGUGGUUUAAUCGUUUUAAAAAUGGUCGUGAAAGCCUGGAAGACGACGAACAUUCGGGCCGUCCGAAAAGUGCUGGUAUUGAUGAAAACAUUCAAAUUGUUCGUGAUUUUGUCAAAAAAGAACCAAAAUCUUCGUUGAGAUACAUGGAAAUGGAGUUGGAGAUAUCCUAUAAGUCUAUUCAUCGCAUUUUGAUUGAGCAUUUGGGUAUGCGGAAGCUCCGUGUGACUUUUUCCUAUUCGGAAAAUUAAAAUUGGCAAUGAAAGGAAGAUAUUUUGAUGACAUAAAGUCCAUUGAAAAGGCGACGACCGACAUACUCAAGGCCAUCCCGGUUGACGAGCUAAAACACUCAUUCGAAUCACUUUUAAAUCGUGCAAAUCGUUGUAUUGAGUCGGAGGGAGACUAUUUUGAAUAAAUGCAAGUUUUCAUUCCAAACU
Molecule: messenger RNA, 711 nt
Organism: Drosophila elegans
Lineage: Eukaryota; Metazoa; Arthropoda; Insecta; Diptera; Drosophilidae
Product: protein GVQW3-like
Exons: 2
Coding region: 160-525 (121 amino acids)
Source: RefSeq, a predicted model, not a curated record